This is a messenger RNA of Necator americanus (New World hookworm), 396 nucleotides long. RefSeq lists its product as uncharacterized. The coding region runs from base 1 to 396 and encodes 131 amino acids. Gene Ontology annotation, molecular function: catalytic activity. Lineage: Eukaryota; Metazoa; Nematoda; Chromadorea; Rhabditida; Ancylostomatidae. Gene Ontology annotation, biological process: cell adhesion involved in heart morphogenesis; larval heart development. Gene Ontology annotation, cellular component: extracellular matrix. The transcript has a single exon. The record is from RefSeq and is a predicted model, not a curated record.
AUGUUCCUCUGCUUGUACAAAUCGGAUCUAAUUUUUAUUACUGAAACUUGGUUAACCACUAAAAUUUUGGACUCUGAGCUCGUUGGUAACCUGCCCUAUAAUGUCUACCGUUCGGACCGAUCCAUGAGAAGAGGAGGUGGGGUGUGCGUUCUUGUCAAGGCAUUUAUUAGUGCUCAAAUCGUUACUGGUGACAACGAUCUUAAAGCUGACUUACUCUCCGCUGAAAUUUUGUGUGCUGAUGAUUUGACGCAACUUCGUUUUAUACUCGUAUACCGACCUCCAAAUAGUUCUGCUGCUGAUGAUAAAAAACUUGUAGACGUACUUAGCGAUCUUGCGGUUAUGAAUCAUCAAACUAUUAUUCUCGGGGACUUCAAUCUACAUAUUAGAUUGGAUUAA